Glycine soja is the source of this 2148-nucleotide messenger RNA. RefSeq names its product glutamyl-tRNA(Gln) amidotransferase subunit A, chloroplastic/mitochondrial-like. The coding region runs from base 95 to 1726 and encodes 543 amino acids. The transcript has 10 exons. Lineage: Eukaryota; Viridiplantae; Streptophyta; Magnoliopsida; Fabales; Fabaceae. Gene Ontology annotation, biological process: translation. Gene Ontology annotation, molecular function: glutaminyl-tRNA synthase (glutamine-hydrolyzing) activity. Gene Ontology annotation, cellular component: glutamyl-tRNA(Gln) amidotransferase complex. The record is from RefSeq and is a predicted model, not a curated record.
UCCCUAUGUGUGCUUCCCUUCCAGCUCACUUCCCAUAUUCAAAAUUCGUUCCUUCAUUCCCAUUUCCCUUUCUUCUUCUCUCCCUCAAACCAAAAUGCUAUUAUCCACACUUCAAACCCCUCGCUCCCUCUCUCGCCUCACGCGCCACCCUCACUCCUUCACCUCACGCGCCUCCCUCACCCACCAAACCCAAACUCUCACCCCCUCCUCCCCCUCCCCUCCGCCGCAGUCCGAAAUCCUCUCCAUCCGCCACGCCCUCCUCUCCCGCCGCGCCUCCGCCGCCGACCUUGUCCUCUCCCAACUCGCGCGCCUCCGCCUCGCCGAGCCCCGCCUCCGCUCCUUCCUCCACCUCCCCGACGAUGACGCCCUCCUUGCCCACGCGCGCCGCCUCGACGCCCGCAUCGCCGCCGGGGAGGACCCCGGCCCCCUCGCCGGCGUGCUGGUCGGCGUCAAGGACAACAUUUGCACCGCCGACAUGCCGUCGACCGCCGGGUCCCGCAUCCUUGAAGGGUACCGGGCGCCGUUCGACGCCACCGCGGUGAAGAGAGUGAGGGAGUUGGGAGGGAUCGUUGUUGGGAAAACCAAUAUGGAUGAGUUUGGAAUGGGUAGCACCACUGAAGCUUCUGCAUUUCAGGUGACUGCCAACCCAUGGGAUGAGUCUAGGGUGCCAGGAGGAUCAUCAGGAGGAUCAGCAGCUGCAGUUUCUGCCAGACAGUGUGUUGUAUCGUUGGGAAGUGACACUGGUGGAAGUGUGAGGCAGCCAGCAUCUUUUUGUGGUGUUGUAGGUUUGAAGCCAACUUAUGGGCGUGUCUCAAGAUUUGGACUUAUGGCGUAUGCAUCAUCACUUGAUGCUAUUGGCUGUUUUGGUUCAUCGGUUGCUGAUACUGGGACUCUCCUUCAUGCAAUUGCUGGCCAUGAUAGAUUUGAUGCCACCUCAAGUAAGCAGGAUGUGCCUGACUUUCAAUCUCAUUUUGUCGCUGUGAGCUCCUUGGAAAGUAAGCCCUUGAAGGGACUGAGAGUUGGUUUGAUCCGUGAAACUAUUGAUGAUGGUGUUGAUGCUGGAGUAAUUUCUGCAAUUCGGGCAGCUGCUUUGCAUUUUGAGGAAUUAGGAUGCUCUGUGAAUGAGGUUUCACUGCCAUCCUUUUCCCUUGGGUUGCCAGCAUAUUAUAUCCUUGCUGUAUCUGAAUCAUCUUCCAACUUGUCUCGUUAUGAUGGUAUCAGAUAUGGAAACCAAGUUUAUGCUGAUGAGCUAGAUUCUCUUUAUGGAGGUUCCCGGGCUCAAGGGUUUGGUUCUGAGGUUAAAAUGAGAAUUUUGAUGGGAACAUAUGCCCUUUCAGCUGGUUACUAUGAUGCAUAUUACAAACGUGCACAGCAGGUAAGGACCAUAAUUAGGAAUAGCUUUAAGGAGGCCCUCAGUCAAAAUGACAUCUUGAUUUCCCCUGCAGCUCCUUCAGCUGCUUAUAAAAUUGGUGAAAAGAAAAAUGAUCCAUUGGCUAUGUAUGCAGGCGAUAUCAUGACUGUAAAUGUCAAUCUAGCUGGACUACCUGCCUUGGUUUUGCCAUGCGGAUUUGUUGAGGGUGGGCCUUCAGGCCUUCCUGUUGGUCUGCAAAUGAUUGGUGCUGCAUUUAAUGAGGGAGAGCUGCUGAGAGUGGGACAUAUCUUUGAGCAAACCCUUGAAAAUUGCAAAUUCGUUCCACCAAUUGUAGUUGAUGACAUUGCAUACUGAGUAUAACUUAUAAUUCUACAUUUUAGUGUUCCAUCUAUAGUUCCAUUAGUUUCAAGACAAUGAGGUGACUGGAACAGGUAUUUUUCAGCUCAGGUAAUACUUCAAUUUUUUUAGUCACACUACUGAAAGGGGGUUGGGUGAGAAAGUUCACUAUUUGAAAUUGAGUAUGUUCAUAAUAAACCUUCAAUUAGCUUUUUGAUGAGGGGGUCAUGUGCUUUGGGGACAAAUUGUAUGAAUAAUUAAUGUUGUGUUUUAUUCAAUGUAGAAUUAGCUAGAUUGUAAUUGAAAUAAUUUGCCCUUGUAAUUUAUUCUUGAGGAUUUCAAAUAGGUUGUCGAAACUUUUGAAUACGGAUUUUCUAAUUUCUUUAUAAAUUUGCUUGGAUGCAAACAAGGCUUGAAUCAGUAUGUUGGUUACAUUGAAA